AUGCAUUUUUUGAGGGCUGUGAGUCCUUUUGUGGUCAUGACUGUAUUUCUGUCACUGGCUGAAACCAAGUUCUACAGACCAUUCCAGUUUAACCAGUAUAAAGCUGGGCUUAGUCAACACCAUGACCAAGGAAAACCCACCAGCAGGCACAAGAACCACUGUGCCUAUGUAACUGAAAAGACGGUGUCCUUCACCAUGCAGGAUGGGGCAGCCCCAUAUGUAAAAGCUGAGUACAACAAAUGUUCCUGGGGUCAGAAAUGUCCAACUCUCCUGUAUCGUCUGCUGUACAAACCACUCUACAAGGUGGCACAUAAAACUGUGACAGAGCUGGAGUGGCGCUGUUGUCCGGGGUACUCUGGUUAUGGCUGUAUGGAGGGACAUCCAGUUUAUCAACACCCCAUGAAAAUGAUGCCACCUUUCAAGGGCCCGCCAAUGAAAGGUCCACAGUUUAAGGGCCCACAGUACAAAGGUCCCAUGUUCAAGGGUCCCAUGUUCAAGGGCCCACCCAUAAACAAUGUCAAGGCCAAUCCAUGGAGUCAAUCCAAAGGUCCUCCCACUAGCAAUUUUAACUCUUACCCAAUACGCCACUUUGGGCCACCAAGGUCAUCCUCCUAUCCAGACACCUCCUUCGAGCCAUUUCCGUCUGAGCCAGAGCCACUGCCAGAGCACCAGGAACCACAUUCCACAGAGCAUGACCAAGAACAUGAGCAUGAACAUGAGCAUGGCCAAGGACCUGAAGAACAUGAGGAAAUUCCUCUGCCUCCCUCUGCUGGUGAACAGCCUGAGGGCCAGGUUCUAGACAGUGAGACAGAGGAACGAAUAUAUAGAAUGGAAGAGGAUGUACAACGUCUAAACCAGGGUCUGGAGACCCUGAGGGGAACUGUAAAUGGACUAGAAGAUAGUCUACGAGCCUCACUGAGAGAGGAUGCCAAUAGGAUGCUGUCAGCUCUGCUCUCUGCUGCCCCCGGUCCAGUUCCAGCUCCCGCUGUAGCCUCCAGUCCAUCCACUGUAGGGUUUGUAGAGAUUCCUGGGGGAGAUCCUGAGACAGACAGGCUAGAUGGCAAACAUGUGUUUCCAGGCAUUACAGAACUAAAUGGAAGGGUAGAGGAGCUCAGGACAGAGCUGCAAACCAAGACAGCAGAGCUGCAGGAACUUAAAGCUACAGUGAUGGGACAUGAUGGAGCACUGAAGAAGAUGUCAAAUAGAGCGGGAGUGGUAUCAUUCUCCACUGGCAAUCUUGAGGGAAAUACCCAGAGAGAUAUGGAGAAAUUAAUGGAUGACAAGCUGAGUGUAGCCAGAACAGAAAUUCUUGAUGGGUUUGAGAAGCGUGUGGAGAGUGCAGAGGAUCGAUGCCAGGAGAAAGCUGGGGAUGUGCGUCGUCAGUGCCAGAGGGAGCAAGGUAAGGCGCAAGAGCAGAUGGAAGACACUCUGGAGGAAAGUACCACAGACUUGAGAACAGAGCUGAGAAACCUUCAUGCACAGAUACAUGGUUUAAAAGCUACCGAAAGCUGCUGUGGUAGAGUGAGUGGAUUGGUUGAAAGGGUGCAGCUGCUGGAAGCAUCAGUGGCAGGCCUCAACCAGUCCCAGGGGCACCUGAGAGUGGAGCUGGGUGGACACAAGGACCACAUUGAGGGAAUGUUGGAGGGGCGUCUGGGGUAUGUAGAGGCCAAGCUCAACCUGACUGGACUGAUUAAAAGUGACGAGUCUGGAAGGAGGACUGGUAUCCCAGACAAAGCUGAGACAGGACAGGGUCUGGAGGCCAGAAUGGAAGGUAAGCUGAGGGCUCUCGAAGGCCGUUUACUGACAGCUUUGGAGGAGCUGGGUAAUGCCACUGCACCCACACUGCUGGAGGGUCAUGCUGUUCCCACUCUGGAGACAGAGCUGGAGUCCCUCCGAGGGAGACUAGAGGUGGAUGUGAACAGAGUGCAGACGCACCUGAACAGCCUUGAGAUUCUCUGCUCCUCUUCCUGUUCUUCGCCUCAAAACCCAUCUGCCAUCCAGGGAGACUCCGCUGCUAACCUGGCAGAGGAGCAGAAUGUGAAGGAGGUACUAGACAUGCAAGAUGACCGUUUAAAUAGCCUCAAUGUGACACUGCAACACAUCCUGAGACAUCUGACCCCCAGGGACCAGCAGGAAGAUUAUCCAAUCCAGGGAGAGCUCACAAUACUCAAAUUUAAUGUCCGUUCAGUAAACCACACCCUGAGAGGCCUCCAGGAUUCCCUGGGUACAGUGGCCCACCAGAUGGGUCAAGCCAACAGCUCCUGGCAUGAGAGAGAGGCUCGUUUGGCCCAACAGAUAAAAGGUGUGGUCCAACUGGUUGGACAUCAGGCUUCCAUGCUUGGGGCAGGCGAGCGCAGAUUGACCCGACUUAAGGGUGAACUGCAGGAGAUGAAGAGGCGGUUAGCUCAAGAGGUCCAGGGCUGCCGGAGCACAGCUAUGGGCGUCCAGAAACAGGUAACAGAGGUUGGAGGGCGUGUUGCCAGUGUGGAGGGCCAGUGCAAGGGCCUAAAUUACUUGGCAGAAGACCUGGAGAGAAUCAGGGAGGAGUUGGAGGGACAAUCAAAUGGGCUUCUCCUGCAAGUCAAUGGGACUCUUUCCAGCCAUGCUCAGCAGCUGUCUGAGCUGAGAGGCGAGCUCAGGAAUUGCACCUCCAAGGUAGAGCCAACUCAACAGAGUUUAGAGCUGGAAGCAGAGCUGAGACGAGGGGACACCUUCACUUUGAAUUAG
Molecule: messenger RNA, 2727 nt
Organism: Chelmon rostratus (copperband butterflyfish)
Lineage: Eukaryota; Metazoa; Chordata; Actinopteri; Chaetodontiformes; Chaetodontidae
Gene: emilin3a
Product: elastin microfibril interfacer 3a
Exons: 4
Coding region: 1-2727 (908 amino acids)
Cellular component (GO): extracellular matrix
Molecular function (GO): protein binding
Source: RefSeq, a predicted model, not a curated record